Molecule: messenger RNA, 3681 nt
Organism: Radiomyces spectabilis
Lineage: Eukaryota; Fungi; Mucoromycota; Mucoromycetes; Mucorales; Radiomycetaceae
Exons: 6
Coding region: 1-3681 (1226 amino acids)
Biological process (GO): maintenance of protein location in cell cortex; microtubule cytoskeleton organization; dynein-driven meiotic oscillatory nuclear movement
Cellular component (GO): cell cortex; mitochondrion
Molecular function (GO): phospholipid binding; tubulin binding
Source: RefSeq, a predicted model, not a curated record
AUGAGUUUGACAUCACCACCGCAACCGACAGGGGGCAUGGUGGCCAUGGACAAGUCGCCGUCAUCUGGUGGGUCUGCAUCGUCUCCAAUGCCAUCCGCCAUGUCGCCAUCGCAACUCAGACUUGAACUCGAGCAACAACUGGCUGAAAAGGAAAACCAGCUGCAGGAAUCACGCAGCGGGAUUGAAAAAAACGUGCUUGUCAGACAAAUCAGUCAACUUCAAGGAAAGUUGCGGGACACGCCAGCACCGGUGUCGCCGCAAAAAUCUUCAGAUUCGGUAUCAUCGGUCACUUCGGAAAAACUGCGCAAUUUGGAACGCGAUCUGACCGCUUACAGAGGCAAUUCACUGUCAUCGAAUAUUCCAGGGUUACGCAAAGAAAAGCUGCUUGGUCAACGACCCAAUGGUGUCGACCAGGUGCCCAGUCCAACGUCUUCUACGUACAUGGAGACCGGAAAUGAUACAUCCACGUCAUUGUUACCGUUACCACCGCCCCCCACCGGAUCCACACCCACCAAGCGACGGUCCAAAGUGCCCAAUACCGAUCGUCGUAACACCGAUAUUGAAUUUGCCACGGAGAUUGGCCAGGGCCUGCUAAUUGAAGUACGCAAAAUGCACGCCUUGCUGCAAGAAAAGGAAGAACAUUUGAGAGCCAUCGAGAUUCAAAAGGCCGACCUCGAGCGCGCAGCAGAAGCCAUGGCCAAACAAUUGCGACUAAAAGAAGAAAAUGAAGAGAGACUCAAAGAAGAUACGUGGAACCUUGAACUGGCGAAUCAGGAAUUAAGCGUAACAGUCUCUAAUUUGCAGCAGAGUCUUGAUAAAUCCAAUAUCGAGCAGCAUAAACUGGAAAGACAACUGAAUCGUUUAACGUACGAUAUUGAACAGCUCAAGGAUCGGGAAGAGAAACUGGCUGCCACGAUGGAUAAUAUGAAGACGCGUCAUGAGCAUGAUAUGUCGGUGAUUCGGCGCCAUUCCGCCGGACUUCAACGGGAAAAGACCGAUUUGGAAAAACAAAUUGAAGCGCUGAAUUCCGAGUUGGCCAUUGCUAAAGCGCAAUCCCGUAUUGCAAGGUAUAGCCACUCGGAUCUCAAACCAUCGUUGAGUGCGGAAACCUCGGAUGAACAAAAUCAAGAUGCAGCGAUCUCGGUCAAAGAAGGCAAUUCACCCGGCACCACCCCGCCGCCUUCGCCGAAACAGACGCCAGCACGCAAUCAAGCGUUGGAAGUCGAAACGUUAAAGACGAGCCUGGCCCAUGCUCAUCGAAUGGUUUCGAACUUGCGUUCCAAUCUCCACAGGGAAAAGCAAGAAAAGUUUGAAUUGAAGAAACUGUUGGCCGAUUCCCAGGAACACAUUGAACAGUUGCAGAACGAUCCGGAAAUGUGGGUCGAUGCACGUCACAGUCGAUGCACGGUGGGCAACGUCCAAAACAGCACAUCCACUUCCUCGCGACGAUCACGCAAGUCGAAACCACGUACGCUAACUCGCGGUAAACCGCCCCGCGUAUCCAAUCGACGACGCACCAGUCAAGGGACCAUUGACAGUCUUCCCGGUGUCGACGACAGUGUCAAAGCCGUGGAUGAUCACCACGCAGAUUUUUACUCCUUGAGCAGCUCCGAUGACGAAAGCGACACGCAAACAGACGUGGAAAUGGAAAAGCCACGAUCCACGCCUUUGAGAAAGAUUGGAUCGUCGGCCUCUUUGGGAUUUACUUCGCUGUCUUCAGAAUUGUCGCAAAGUCAAAUUAAAUCAUUGACUGGAGUCGAUGCACAAGUAAACACCGAUCCCGUCAAUGUGACCAGUAUUCCUGCGAUUGUGAUCUAUAACGAUGAUGAUGAGGACAACGACGACAAAGAUAAAGACAAUGAUCCACUUACGGAAUCUUUCCGUUCUCUCGGAGAUGAACUUCAUUCGGCGUUUUCCGUUCAUGAAAGUCCAGAUGCAGCCGCAGCAACCCAUACAGCUCCAUCAUGUACAUCGGUGCAAGACGAAAAAGCUGCAGGAGAUCCCAGUCCAACCAUCCCAAAACAACCCAACAACUCCGAUGCAAUCACUUCACCUAACCCACCACCGUCUCCAUCACCUGUUCUACAAAUAUAUCAUAUUCCAUCUUUUGAUAUCUCACCUUUGAUUUAUUCAAGUAGUGAACGGCCGUCAUCCCAGAGUCCGCCCAUCGGACCGGAGCUGUCUGGAGGAAGUUUGGACAGCAGCCGUCAUGAUCGAUCCGUUCAAUGCACCAUGACGGAUAUUAUUACCGACGGAUCCGCUUCUGCAAUCGAUAUCGCCACCCAAACAGAUAGAUUAGACCUCCAAGAUCAUACCAUACCACCUUUAUUACCUCCAGUUCAAAUCACUGACUCUCCUACAAGGGACCAUCCUUCUGAACCAAUUGACCACGAGAAUUCUUCGCCAACCGCUGCUCUCGACCCAUAUGGUUCCAAAGAAAUUGGCAAUAAUUCAUCCAUCGUUUCAACUCCGGCUACAGACGAGGGAAUGACAGCGAAACCUUCCCCCGCCUGCGGCGCUAAUGAUGCAAAAGAGAGCACUUUGCAUGACGAUAUACCCAAGCACGGCGAUAACAAGGAAGAUCCAUCAUCGACCAAUGAUGAAACUGGCAAGGAUGCUCCAAAGAAUUCGAUAUCCUCUCCAGCGCCUGAUGGACCCAGGGACCCUUCGGAAAUGAUCUCGAUAGAUGAAGCCAAUGCCAUGGUAAAGGCGGCGGUGGCAGCGGCGGUGGCAGCAGCGAUAGCUGACAUGCAAAAGACCGAAGUGCAAAAAGAGGCUCAGUCAACCAAGAAAGAAGGGCAAAACGAUGGUUAUACCUCGGAUACCAAGCGACAUACGUGUGAUAUGAGCACAAAUUUGACCCAGCCUGAUACUUGUUCGCAAAGAAGCAUUUCACCCAAGAAUUCCACACGCGGGAUCCGAGGUUCCCCCAGUUUGGCCGAUCUAGCGUAUCGUAACGCCACCAAGGACGAAACCGCGGCCCGUACGAGACUCGGUACGCCACCUCCUCGUCCAGAAAGUCCUCCGCCACCGUCUCUACUUUCCAAAGCGCGGCUCGCCCGAACUAGAAGUAUCGACUCUAAUCAAAGCAAGCGUGACAAGGGCAAAGCGCCCGCUACAGAUGACACUGGUGAAUCGUCCUCAUCUGACCAGUACGGUGUAGCGUAUGUGCAUCCGCGCGAUAUCAUCUACCCGUCCAAACCGCCCGAUGCUCCUCAACCGCCAUACCAAGCUUCCACCACGACGGCAACAGAUCGAUGCAGUUCGGUCACUUCAGCCCGUUCGACAAUUUCACGAGUCCCCGAAACCAAUGCCUCGUACUCCAAAGCCAUCUCCACGGUGACCGAGACCAUGAUUGGUGGAUGGUUGUGGAAAUAUACCCGAAAGCCGAUUGGCCAAAACUUUUCCGACUACCGUCACCAACGCUACUUCUGGAUCCACCCUUACACGCGUGUCCUCUAUUGGAGUACUCGAGCUCCUGGCACUACGCACGAUGAAGCUAAAGCUAAAAGCGCAUUUAUUCAGAGCGCAGUAGAGAUCGCCGAUUAUACCCCGGGUCCUCCUGGGUUACCUAAAGUGAGCCUGCUUAUCAAAACACAUAAUCGAGCUAUCAAAGUGACCGCACCCAAUAUGGCCAGCCACCGCAUCUGGUUGGAGCUGAUUCUUUGUCGUAUCUGGUAG